UUACUAUUGUCAUGUCUCUGCUCUGACCCACAGGCAUGACCCGCGAUGACCUCUUCAACACAAAUGCCACCAUUGUGGCCAACCUGGCCACGGCCUGUGCCAAGCACUGCCCUGAGGCCAUGAUCUGCAUCAUUGCGAACCCGGUCAAUUCCACCAUCCCCAUUACUUCGGAGGUCUUUAAGAAGCACGGGGUGUACAACCCCAACAGAAUCUUUGGGGUCACGACGCUGGACAUUGUCCGAGCAAAUACUUUUGUGGCAGAACUGAAGGGCCUGGAUCCGGCUCGCGUCAAUGUCCCGGUGAUCGGUGGGCAUGCAGGGAAGACCAUCAUUCCCUUGAUCUCUCAGUGUACGCCCAAAGUGGAGUUCCCUCAGGACCAGCUGACGGCCCUCACGGGACGGAUCCAGGAGGCCGGCACAGAAGUGGUCAAGGCCAAAGCUGGCGCAGGAUCGGCCACUCUCUCCAUGGCCUACGCCGGAGCCCGCUUCGUCUUCUCCGUCCUAGACGCCAUGAACGGGAAGGAAGGGGUCAUCGAGUGCUCUUUCAUCCGGUCCGAGGAAACGGAGUGCACCUAUUUCUCCACGCCACUGCUCCUCGGGAAAAACGGCAUUGAGAAGAACCUGGGCAUCGGCAAGAUCUCCCCCUUCGAAGAGAAGAUGGUGGCGGAGGCCAUUCCGGAGCUGAAGGCCUCCAUCAAGAAGGGCGAAGACUUUGCCAAGAGCAUGAAGUGAGGCCGCCCCCGCGGGCCGCAAAGCCCCCGUAAUUUAUUCUAAGGUGCAUCAUGUCACUGUGAAGGCGUCCGGAGGCGAAGCAAGGGGUUGGCUUUGCCCACCUCGGAAACAAAACGAAAAGGCCUUAGCGUUCCCCGCCCUGUGAUCUCUCGAUUGGAAUUACUCUCCUCAAUUAAAAGCCUCUCUUAUUUUUUCCAGGGGA
Molecule: messenger RNA, 933 nt
Organism: Anolis sagrei ordinatus
Lineage: Eukaryota; Metazoa; Chordata; Lepidosauria; Squamata; Anolidae
Source: RefSeq, a predicted model, not a curated record